Molecule: messenger RNA, 3828 nt
Organism: Lindgomyces ingoldianus
Lineage: Eukaryota; Fungi; Ascomycota; Dothideomycetes; Pleosporales; Lindgomycetaceae
Product: multidrug resistance protein-like protein 1
Exons: 2
Coding region: 1-3828 (1275 amino acids)
Biological process (GO): transmembrane transport
Cellular component (GO): membrane
Molecular function (GO): ATP binding; ABC-type transporter activity; ATP hydrolysis activity
Source: RefSeq, a predicted model, not a curated record
AUGGCAGCCGAAACCUUGCAGACGGAGAUCGCGGCGCAGUACCACAGUGAAAAGCCUAUUCCGGAGCGCGAAGCACUGGCACAGCAAAUUGCAACGCCUGUUCACAACAUUGGAUAUUUCCAGUUGUUCCGAUAUGCCACCAAAAAGGAUGUCGCCAUCAUUGCCUUGUCAUUCCUGUGCGCUGCUGCCGCCGGCGCAAUCAUAACGUUACCUGCUGUGGUGAUAGGCUUGUUAGUUGGCAGCAUACAACGCAUCUGGAUCGGAGCCUCAGGGACAGAGCAAGUCAGCAGCGAGUUAACGCGCUACACCAUCUAUUUCGUUUACCUCUUCGUUGGCGAGCUCGUGACCUGCUACAUCGCCGCAAUUGGAUUCAUCCGCACGGGCAUUGUACUAUCGAGCCGGAUCAGGGAACAGUAUCUCGCGGCCCUUCUGCGCCAGAACAUUGCAUUCUUCGAUAGUGUUGGCGCUGGAGAGAUCGCAACCCAUAUGACCGCCGACGCCAAUCUGAUUCGGGAUGGCAUCUCGGAGAAAGUCAGCGUUGCCGUCCAAUGUACCUCUUCCGUUGUUGCGGCCUUUGUAAUCGGCUUCAUCCAUGACUGGCGGUUGACUCUCAUCAUGUCCUCUGGCCCUGUAUGCAUUGCGCUCGUUCUUGCCUUUGGAGGUGCGAUGGUGACAAAAUAUCGCCAGCAAUGGUUAGGAGAAAUUGCAGAAGCAGGCACCAUCACAGAAGAGGCCUUUUCAUCCAUCAGAACUCUCGUCGGGCUUAACGCGCAAACCGAGUUGGCCGCCCGUUAUGAUGAAAUGCUGGUCAAAUCUGAACGCUGGGCGAACAAAGCUAGGGCGGCCGGCGGUGCGCUGCUCGGCGUUGUCUAUGCUGUCGUGUAUCUGUCCAUCGGAUUAGGCUUCUGGAUGGGUUCCCGCUUUCUGGUUGCAGGCACCAUAUCUUACGUCGAUAUCUUGACCAUCGUCCUCGCAAUCGUGACAGGGAUAUCAUCUCUCAGCAGCAUCAUCCCACCACUCCAGGCUUUUGCAGUUGCCACGGCUGCUGGAUCGAGACUUUACAGUACCAUCGAACGCAGGGCUCCAGAAUCCCCAGGCCAUUCGCGGGAGAAAAGCCUAGACAGCGUGGCCGGGCGGAUUGAAUUGAGAAAUGUCCGCCACAUCUAUCCUUCCAGGCCAGAAAUCACCGUGCUAGACGAGCUAGAUCUGGUCAUCGAAGCUGGGAAGACGACAGCAAUUGUUGGGCCAUCGGGAUCUGGCAAGAGCACCGUUAUUGAGCUUAUCGAGCGCUUUUAUGAUCCUCUAUCCGGGGAUAUUUUGCUAGACGGCCACAGACUUUGGGACUUAGAGUUGCACUGGCUACGGCAACAUAUUUCUUUGGUCCAGCAAUCGCCCACCUUAUUUGCCACGACCAUCUUCGAGAACAUAAAGAAUGGAUUAGUGGACACUCAAUACGAAAAUCUCUCCGACGAAGAUGUUCAGACCCUCGUUUACAAUGCUGCUGAAACUGCGAAUGCCCACAAGUUCAUCACCGAGCUCCCUGAUGGCUAUGGGACUCUUGUUGGCGAGGCCGGUGUCUUGCUAUCUGGCGGUCAAAAACAGCGCAUCGCCAUUGCUCGCGCCCUAGUCCGCAAUCCUAAGAUUCUAUUGCUUGACGAAGCCACUUCUGCUUUAGAUUCGGAGAGUGAGGCUCAUGUCCAGGCUGCUAUCGAAAAAGCGUCUCAGGGACGAACGACUGUCAUUGUUGCGCAUCGCCUGUCCACAAUUAAGGCUGCCGAUAAAAUUGUCGUGAUGGUAAAUGGCCGAAUCGUUGAGCAGGGAACCCACAACACACUUUUGCAAGCAGAAGGAACCUACAGCAACCUUGCUACAACCCAGGCGAUCAAUCUGAGUGAAGGAAACAUCCCUGAAAGAGAUACUUCGUCCGAUUCAGCUGGUUGUCGACCCGAUUCCCCCUCUGAGGUCAUCAAGAAGCCUAGCCAUACCAUUCCAAGAAGCCAUUUGUCUCAAAGCUUCCAUGCAGAUGCGGUUGCCCUUGAAAAGCUAGACCAGCCCAGCCAAAUAUAUCCUCUUAGGACGCUCCUCAAGUUCAUAAUGGGCUUCCACCGGAACUCAUUAUCAUUGAUGAUUCAGGGUUUCUUUUGGUCUAUCCAAGCAGGUGCAGGUGCGCCCAUUCAGGCAGUAUUCUUGGCCAAAUGCCUCUUUGCGCUCGCAAAACCCCUAGGCGAAUACACGCAGCUCCGAUCUGAGUCUAAUCUAUGGGCCGGAAUGCAUGCAGUUCUAGGCCUCGUACAGCUAUUUGCCUACACCGCCCAAGGUGCUACCGUGGGCAUCUGUACGGAGAGGCUAAUCCACCAUGUCAGCGACUUGACCUUUCGCGCUCUCCUCCACAAAGAUAUGGCAUUUUUUGACAUGGAGGAGCAUGGAGUUGGCGCGUUGGUUUCGUUCCUCUCCACUGAACCAUCGAGCAUGGCAGGCAUGGGUUGCACUGCUUUUGGCUUAUUCACCAUGGCAUUCACCACUCUCAUCGGUGCCCUCGCAACUAGUAUUGCCGUUGGGUGGAAGCUCGGGCUUGUGGGUGCCGCCACUGUGCCCGUUCUUCUGAUCUGUGGUUUCCUUCGAUUUCGGGUCAUGUAUGAACUCGAUGCGCAUUUACGGAAAGCAUACCAGGAGACUGCAUCCCUGGCCAGCGAAGCAGUAUCGGCCAUUCGCACAGUUAUGUCUUUGAAUCGUGAGUCUAGGAUCACAGCACGAUUCCAUGAGCAACUCGUCCAGCAAGACUCGCAGAGCAUACGAUCGAGCUUGAUCUCCUCAACUCUGUUCGCAUUUUCGCAGUCCGCAUCCAUGCUGUGUACUGCCCUUGGUCUAUGGUAUGGCGGCACGCUCGUCAUCAAGGGCGAAUACACUCUGUUUCAGUUUAUUCUAAGUCAUGCUGCUGUAAACAUAUGCGGCGACGCUGCUGGAAUGAUCUUUAGCAGUUCACCAGAUCUGGCCAAGGCUAAGAAUUCCGCUGCUCGCCUCAAAAGCCUGUUCGAUGGUGCGCGCCAGAGGAUCCCAAGUUUUGUUGAAACCCAUCCAGUCUUAGAAGACAAAAUCCAAUUCCAGGAUGUCAGGUUCACAUAUCCCACUCGUCUCGAGCAGCGUAUUCUGAACGGCCUUAAUCUCACUGUCCAUAAAGGUAAAUAUAUUGCUCUAGUCGGAGCUAGUGGUAGCGGCAAGAGCACUGUUGUUUCCCUGCUUGAACGUUUCUAUCACCCAAUUGCGGGUAGCAUUACCAUGGAUGGCGAAAGCGUCUUCUCCAUGGACUUGCGUGCAUACCGUAACCAAGUAGCACUUGUCAACCAGGAACCUGCUCUUUUCCAAGGCACUAUUCGCAAGAACCUCACACUCGGACUCGAUGCAUCCCAGUAUUCGCAACAAGACCUAGAGAAAGUCUGCAAAGACGCACAUAUCCUCGACUUUAUUGUCUCCCUUCCCUCUGGAUUCGACACAAUGUGCGGUGUCAAGGGCAACAAUUUCUCCGGAGGACAGAAGCAGCGACUUGCUAUUGCCCGAGCGAUCCUCAGGCGCCCGAAGGUCUUGUUACUGGACGAGGUAACGUCGGCAUUGGACUCCGAAUCCCAGCGUGUGGUGCAAGCUGCUCUUGACGCGGCGGCAAAGGGUCGUACGACAAUCUCAAUUGCUCAUCGCCUGAGUGCUAUACAGAACGCGGAUAUCAUCUUUUACUUGGAGAAUGGCGUAGUUAUUGAGUCGGGCACCCAUGCGGAAUUGAUUCGCAGGCGCGGGAAGUAUUUUGCUAUGUCUAGCUUACAGAAUCUGGAGAGAUAG